Molecule: messenger RNA, 815 nt
Organism: Suillus bovinus
Lineage: Eukaryota; Fungi; Basidiomycota; Agaricomycetes; Boletales; Suillaceae
Exons: 2
Coding region: 48-593 (181 amino acids)
Molecular function (GO): protein binding
Source: RefSeq, a predicted model, not a curated record
CACUCGCAUCGUGUCUGGUUCAGAAGAUUUCACUGUCCGGCUGUGGGAUGCAGCAACGGGGCUGCCAUUGGGUGAGCCCUUCCGAGGGCACACUAGUUCGGUUUUGUCAGUCCUCGUUCUCCCCCGAUGGCACUCGCAUCGUGUCUGGUUCUUGGGAUUCCACUCUCCGGCUGUGGAAUGCAGCGACAGAGCAACAAUUCCAGGAGCACACUGAGAUUCACUCCUCUCCAUUCUCUUUGGACAGACGUCCCACCACACCUUGCAAACGUGAGACUAUCAUGUUAACUAAUACUUGGAACUAUCGCACCAUUUGCUUUCCAUCACGCUUGGAAUAUGCACUGCAAAACUCUGCUGAACUACUCGAGGGCACCUCUCACGUUAAAACAACCCCUGUCGUGCUGGAAGAUGAUGGAUGGAUGGUAGGAGCCUAUCGUCGGCUUCUUUUCUGGGUACCACCCGCUUCCCGAGAAAACCCAUUUUAUUCCCUUGGGACUGUAUUAGCGAUACCCCCCCUUGGGCUAGAUAUUGAUUUGAGUCGCAUGGCUCAUGGAGAACACUGGUCGAAUUGUCGAGAUCUCUCUACUUGCAAAUGAUCCAGCCGUAGUAAUACCGAGUGCACAGUUUUGUUCUAUGUUAAUCCUAUAUCGAGCUUGAAUGUGGAGUUGUCCACUACCAUCGUGGUUCCAUAUCUUGAAAAUUUGCCGUUGCGACAACACUAGCCUCAUCAUUAUCAACACUCGACCCCACCGUCUCGUCAAAGUACUCAUAUCAUUACAUCAUACAUGUAGUCUUCACACUAUUAAUAGAAAUUGCAC